GGACGCGUCAAAAGAUGUCUCUCGGUUUAACUUUUGGGAUUUUCAGCUUUGGCCUUUGAUUUGCUACGAACCACUCCCUACUAUGAAGUCAAAGAGAAAAAGAUCCGCAUGCGAUGACGAGCCAGGUUGGGACUAUUCAACUGCAUCACUGCCGGUAAAGAAACAGGGAGUUGCACCCCUCGCCAUUGAUCUCACCGCAGACCUGUCAUCGUCCUCUCCAGAGCAACUGAGCAGAAAACUCGGCCCUGUUCCUAGGCGAGUCGAUUCUGGUGCCGUUAUCCCGGAAUCGACGUACACGAGGAGGCAACACACUCCACAGGAUGGUCUCUCUGCGCUAGACGCCAUUAGUGAAGAAGUUUUUGAUGAUGAUCCCUCAAUUUCUUUUCGACGAGCAACUCACGCCAAUAAGUCGAAAAUGAAGUACUAUGCUGUGGCUGAGGGGCGCAAUUCGGGUAUUUAUACGGACUGGCCCAGUGCAGAACAGCAAAUCAGAGGCUACAGCGGCGCGGUAUACAAGAGCUUCCGGACUCAUGAGGAAGCAGAAGACUUCAUCAAUAGCCACGAACGAGUGCGAACUGCACGGCAUUCUAAUUCAUUUAUUGAAAAGUAUGAGAGCCGCAUGGAAUCAAAGCAGCAGAACAUAUUCGUGCGGGGAGCAAGGCCUGCUCCACAAGCAGUAAUCAAGAUACGGGACGAGAUGAUACGUGACACUGGUAGCAACUUAUAUCGUUCCCCCAAUACGCCGGCCGAGUCAAGCAGCGCCUUUGCAUCUGCAACUCUAGCAAAAGCUUCGAUCCAUGUUUCGCCCGCGCAGAUGGGAGGUGAGGUCAAAACCGAGCCUGAACUAUGCCAGGAGCAGCGAGAUCUAGUCAAUCUUAUACUCUCUGGCAGAAAUGUAUUCUACACGGGUUCUGCAGGUUGCGGUAAGUCUACUGUUUUGAAAGCGUUUGUCAAGGAGCUUAAGGAAAUCGGACGAAAUGUGGUCAUAGUGGCACCAACAGGCAAGGCUGCUCUCGAAAUCAACGGCUCGACAUACUUCACAUUCGCUGGUUGGACACCAGAUCAUUUUAAAAAGCCGCUGAAGAAGUUAAGGGAGGGUGCACAUCAAAAAUUUGUCAACAAACGUAUGCGUGCCGUUGACGUUCUGGUCAUUGACGAGAUAUCGAUGAUGGAAAACCAUGCGUUUGAGCGGCUCAACGAAGUCAUGAAAGAAGCUCGAGGCUCAGAUAAGGCUUUCGGAGGCGUUCAGAUGGUCGUGACGGGAGAUUUUUGUCAACUGCCUCCAGUCAAGCCUUUUAGAAAUUGUAUUGAAUGUGGACAGGACACUCGAGAACGAGACGGUGGAACUGUUUUCACAUGUCCGAAGCACGGAGACUAUCUAGAGAAUGACAAAUGGGCCUUCAAGAGUCGCGCCUGGACGGAAUGCAAUUUCGCCCACGUCAACCUAACAACAAUCCAUCGACAAAAGGACCGCAAGUUUAUCGACAUUCUUGAACGGUGCCGCAUGGGCAGGCAGCUAAAGCAGUGUGAGAGAGAUUUGCUUCUGAAUCACCCCAGCGAGGUCGGCCAAGCCGUCCGACUGUUCUCCACUCGUGAGGAAGUUCGACAGUUAAAUUACAAGGAGUACAGCAAGUUGCAAACGGAGCCAAGGGCGUUCAAGUGUUAUGACGAUAUCCAGGUUCGAGAGGCACAUCCCCACCUGAAAUUCAAAGCAACGAGGCUCCCAGAUGGAAGCCUUGCUGCGUUGAAGGAACAAAAAUUUGAGACCCAUGUGGAACUAAGGGAGGGCAUGCGGGUCGUGUUGCAGGUCAAUCUCAACAUCGAUGCCGGGCUGGUGAAUGGAUCCCAGGGUAUUGUCAUCGGUUGGGAACCUUACGACGAGACCAAGCUGCCAAAGGCUGACAGGUCGCGAAUCAUGUCGACUCCGAUGAAUGCGAUCAUGGGCGAACACGCCGCGUACCGCGAGGCGCACAUCCAAGCUUUUAUAGAUGCUGCGCAAGUCAAGGAGUGGCCCGUAGUUCGCUUUGAAAAUGGGGUGGAGCGGACUAUCUACGCAGAAUGUAUAGUGUCAGAGUUGGGCGACACCGAACCGUACACGAUCAUGUCCAGAACCCAGAUUCCUCUGCUAGCCGGAUGGGCUAUGACGGUCCACAAGGCUCAGGGUAUGACGCUCAUGAAAGUGGAGGUAGACCUUGGGAAGGCCUUUGAGGAGGGCCAGAUGUACGUUGCGCUCUCGAGAGCUCGUUCCUUGGACGGGCUGAAAGUCCGCAGCCUUGGUCAGUGGUUGGGCGGUGGCAACGAUCAAGUGAUGCAAUUUUUGAACGAAAAAUUUGGCCCAGGUGCGUGAUGUAGAUUAUCUUGGAAGAGAAUUGGAUGCUAAGAUGCGAUUGAUCGAGCAAUUUUAGCUGUAGAGUCUCACCUAUACUGUACGUGUUGAACCCUUGCUGGGAGGCAAGCGGGCUUUGACUGGCGUUACCGAAAACAAAGGCGUGCUUCAUAGCAGCGGAGCACAUCAUCUCUCUGGGGCCUAAUGACAAGGCUUAAACACGUUAGACGACGUCACAUCAUUCUGCGAUGGUUGUAGCUGUCCAUGUUCACGUGAUUGGUGGUUUUACUCCCAAGGAAGAGUCUCGGGGAACACUUGCUCCCGGCCUUGGUAGAGUAACAAUCGUUGAACGACCGGCUCUAGGCCCUCUGCCAGCUCUGAAUUCUUUCCCUCCUUCCAUCCCCUCGCCUUACGCUUGCUCGAAAGCACAGAUGCGGUGCCGUACAAGUCCGUUUCCCAGGGUCCGAAUCCGUUUCGUUUCUCACCAGCUUCCGUCGACUCGAGCUCGGCGACUGCGCAGUGAUCAGUACAAUUAAGAGAUCAUCAAGGCCUCCUGCUGGAAGUCACGAAAAGCGCAUUGGGAAAGAAAGGAUGAACGGACUAUGAUGUUGAAAAAUAUCAUCUUUGCAAACUUGACGUGCUUGUGACAGGGUGACGACUGAGUGCAUACGGAGGCUGG
Verruconis gallopava is the source of this 3005-nucleotide messenger RNA. RefSeq lists its product as hypothetical. Bases 83 to 2347 code for a protein of 754 amino acids. Lineage: Eukaryota; Fungi; Ascomycota; Dothideomycetes; Venturiales; Sympoventuriaceae. The transcript is spliced from 2 exons. The record is from RefSeq and is a predicted model, not a curated record. Gene Ontology annotation, molecular function: DNA helicase activity; ATP hydrolysis activity. Gene Ontology annotation, biological process: telomere maintenance; DNA repair.